This is a messenger RNA of Chanos chanos (milkfish), 2142 nucleotides long. RefSeq names its product basement membrane-specific heparan sulfate proteoglycan core protein-like. Gene Ontology annotation, cellular component: external side of plasma membrane. The record is from RefSeq and is a predicted model, not a curated record. The transcript has 16 exons. Gene Ontology annotation, molecular function: transmembrane signaling receptor activity. Gene Ontology annotation, biological process: cell surface receptor signaling pathway; immune response. NCBI's taxonomy places the organism in Eukaryota, Metazoa, Chordata, Actinopteri, Gonorynchiformes, Chanidae. Bases 1 to 2142 code for a protein of 713 amino acids.
AUGACUUGUGUUAUUGACUCUGAGAAGAAGUGGAGAUAUAAGUAUAGAGGAACCACUCAGAAUGUGGUGUAUACCUUCAACUAUUACACCCCACCAGUAAACACAUUCACCUUCAGAGUUACUGUGUCAGAUCAGGAUCAGUACUGGUACUCUGUAGCUGGACCCAGUGAUGUGACUUAUGCUCAGAUUGCGAUAACGUCAGGGGAAAACAAGAAGAAGAAGAGAAAAGGUGAGACCAGCACCAGUCCAGGGCCUGUUUACUCAGAGCUGAAAAAGGCUGAGAGUGUACAUGACCAUAAGUACACUCACUGGAGUAACAGAGUGAAUCUGAAUGUUAUAGAGAGACCAAAGCCUGUUGUGAUACUGCAGCCUGAUAAACAGACAUUCAGAGGAGAGACUGUCAUUCUCAGAUGUGAAAUACAGGGAGAGAGAGACACUGACUGGGAAUACAGCUGGUAUAAGAAGAGUUCUUCACUCAGUCCUGUCAGUAAAGGUCAGGAAUACACAAUCAGUCCUGUUUCUGAGUCCCACAGUGGUGAAUACACCUGUAGAGGAAAACGCAGAAGAGACUCACAGAACUCAAAGAUGAGUGAUGCUGUAACACUGAUUGUGUCAUCAGGAUCAAAACCAAAACCUCAACUCACCUCCAGUCUUAAAGGAGCAGUACUGAGAGGAAACACAGUUACUCUGAGCUGUAAACAGGACCAGUCCACAAGAUGGGUGUUUUACUGGUACAGGCACACACAGGACUCUUCAGCACUGACACACACUGUUGAAGACUCCUACACAAUCAGUUCUGUUACACACUCUGAUGGAGGACAGUACUGGUGCAGAGCUGGAAGAGGAAACCCAGUCUACUACACACAAUACAGUGAUGCAGUCUGGGUAAAUGUUACAGAGAGUCCAAAGGCUGUUGUGAUACUGCAGCCUGAUAAACAGACAUUCAGAGGAGAGACUGUCAUUCUCCGCUGUGAAAUACAGGGAGACAAAGACACUGAGUGGGAAUACAGCUGGUAUAGGAAGAGUUCUUCACUCAGUCCUGUCAGUAAAGGUCAGGAAUACAGAAUCAGUCCUGUUUCUGAGUUUCACAGUGGUGAAUACACCUGUAGAGGAAAACGUAGCAGGGACUCACAGAACUCAGAGAUGAGUAAUGCUGUAACACUGAUUGUGUCAUCAGGUGAGUCUGUGUCUCCUCCAGCCUCUCUGAUCAUCAGUCCCAACACAACUCAACACUUUACAUCUGAUUCUCUCUCACUGAGCUGUGAGGUACAGAAUAACUCUACUGGAUGGACAGUGAGACGAUACACAGAUAAUGGAGAGGUGUCAGACUGUUCAUCAGACUGGGGAUCAGUAACAGGAUCUACAUGUAACAUCAGCUCCAUCCAGUCAUCAGACAGUGGAGUGUACUGGUGUCAGUGUGAUUCUGGAGAGAACAGUAAUCCUCUCAACAUUACAGUGACAUAUGGUGAUGUGAUCCUGGAGAGUCCUGUCCAUCCUGUUACUGAGGGAGACACUUUGACUCUGCGCUGUAGAUAUCGAAACGCCUCCUCAGACCUCAGAGCUGAUUUCUAUAAAGAUGGAUUAGUCCUCCAGAAUCAGACUACAGGAGAGAUGACCAUCCCUACUGUCUCAAAGUCAGAUGAGGGUCUCUACUGGUGUAAAAACCCAGAGAGAGGAGAGUCACCAAAGAGCUGGAUCACUGUCAGAGGAGUGGUGGUGGGACUGGGUGUUGCCUUUGGCCUCCUUGUUCUAAUGAUCCUGUGUUACUGCUCAAAAAAGUUGAAAGACAAGACCAGUACACCAGAGGAGGACACGGUUUACUCACAGCUGAAGUCAAACACAACCACAGGAACUGCUGAUAUUUAUGACACCAUUAAGAGUCCAGAUGAAGGCAGCAGAGGAAAUGUUCACAUCUAUGAUGAUAUUGAUAUUCCAAGUAGAGGAAACAGAGAUGAUCCUGUGGACGGGCCAAGAGACAAGACCGACACACCACAGGAGGACACAGUUUUCUUACUCCUAAGCUCAAACACAACCACAGGUGAGAUGAGUGGAAAGCCAGGCCCUAUCUACACAAAGCUGAAUUUGUGUUGUCAGAUCUCUGUCUCUGGCUCCCUGUCUCCUGGUCAAAAUCCAGGUCGGUGA